AUGGACAGGGUGCAGCAUUCUGUUGGCUGCCCUGCAGUUGACUAUGCAAGCAUGAGCGCUGAAGUUGUGAAAGCGUAUGCCCAGCAAGCGCAGGAGAUGGUGCAAGCAUGUGGAAAAAGCAAAGCCCUUUCCAGAUUGCAGCAAGCCGGAGCAGACACCUUUGCCGCCAUGCAGGAAAUAGAAAGCCAAGCAGCCCUAGGCCCUUGCCUGGAGGCAAGAAGUUGCAGGUUGCUGACGGAAAGGAGAGGAGUCAAGAAGUUGCAGCACGCAGGGAAGUUCCCACUAGAGCAUGCUUUGCUGCCUGAAACAGAACAGCCGAAGCAUUGA
This is a messenger RNA of Durusdinium trenchii, 327 nucleotides long. The record is from the annotation of a GenBank genome assembly. Lineage: Eukaryota; Dinophyceae; Suessiales; Symbiodiniaceae.